Molecule: messenger RNA, 1335 nt
Organism: Momordica charantia (bitter melon)
Lineage: Eukaryota; Viridiplantae; Streptophyta; Magnoliopsida; Cucurbitales; Cucurbitaceae
Source: RefSeq, a predicted model, not a curated record
AUGUCUUUUGGACUCACUAAUGCCCCCGCGACAUUCAUGGACCUCAYGAACCGGGUUUUUAAGGAGUUUUUGGACCUGUUCGUGAUUGUGUUCAUCGAUCACAUCCUGAUCUACUCCAAGACAGCAGAGCAGCACGAAGAGCAUCUGCGACAGGUCCUUAUUUCCUUGAGGGGAAACAGUCUGUACGCGAAGUUCUCAAAGUGCGAGUUUUGGUUGGAUACGGUGGCCUUCCUUGGCCACAUAGUCACUAGGGAGGGCAUUGCCAUGGACCCAGCCAAGGUAGAAGCGGUUAGUGCGGCGCCCUUGACGCAAUUGACCCGUAAAAAUGCCGUUUUCGCAUGGAGCGACGAGUGUAAGGAGAGUUUCCAGGGGCUAAAGGAGCGACUGGUCACGGCCCCAGUGCUAACAGUACCCGAUGGGACUGGAGGUUUAGUGGUGUAUAGUGACGCUUCCAGGAGAGGGUUGGGUUGCGUUCUAAUGCAGCAUGGGAAAGUCAUUGUCUAUGCCUCGCGACAAUUAAAGAAAGAACUUAACCAAAGACAAAGGCGAUGGCUAGAACUGGUAAAGGACUAUGACUGUGAGAUCAAUUACCAUCCCGGGAAGGCGAGCGUGGUGGCCGAUGCACUUAGUAGAAGAGAGACGAGUGUAGCACCCCCGAUCGUGCAUCAUAGGCCGGUAUUGGAUGAGUUGGACCGUGCGGAGGUGGAGUUAGCAGUGGAGGACGUGGCGGUGGUGUUAGCUCGACUCUCAGUUGAACCCACUCUAAGACAGCGAAUCAUCGCUGCACAAAAGGGGGAUCCCAGCUUGAUCAGAGAGUUCGGUAUGGAAGGACUUACUAAUCGAGGCUCACAACACUCCAUUCUCAGUGCAUCCUUGCCACCGUCGUUGGAGGCAGUGCAUAAUGUGUUCCAUGUGUCUAUGCUGAGGAAGUAUGUCCAUGACCCUUCGCAUGUUUUGGAUUUCGAACCACUGCAGUUAGAUGAAACCUUGGGCUAUAGAGACGUACCCAUUGAGAUCUUAGCAAAAGAGACCAAGGUGUUGAGGAACUGGUCGAUUGACUUGGUAAAGGUUUGGUGGAGGAACCACCAAGUGGAGGAGGGUACCUGGGAAAGGGAGGACGAGAUCAAAGCUCGCUACCCUGAAUUGUUCGAUCAACGAACUUUCGAGGACGAAAGUUUUUUAAGGGGGGAAGUCUGUAAUGCCCCGCAUUACUCAGAUCUUUUGAACUACUGUAGUAAUUGUUGUGAGUCAUUGGUUUUAUGUAUGUAUUUAAUGGUUCUUGACUGUGAGUGUGUUGUCGUGGUACUUGCCUGGGUCGUUCGGCCGAUUGCUUAA